UCCAAAAAAAUAUGAAAAAAAAAUCAUCCAUUUGUCAUCCUCUAUUUCCAAAACAACCCAUGAAAAAAGUUGUUAAGGGGCAAUCCAUUAUAGUUAAGGGGUCAAAAUGGGUCACUUUAAAAAUGCAGAAUUCCAUUCACUGGUUUAAAAGAGCGGGUCGAAUAGAACAAACACGGGUGAACAAAAUCAAAUCGAUUCGACUUAAGGUCAAUGAAGUAACUGAUUGUUUCAGAAUUAUUUGUCAAGAGGCUAUGCAUUUUUUCAGAUUAUAUAUAUUCCUACGAAGAAUAGAGCACAAACAUGGCUUCUAACUUAACAACUUACUCAAUGCUCACAUUUCUUUCCCGCCAAUUUUCGAUUUUUAGCUCUCCAUAUUCCUCAACUACCCAACAAUUCUUGAUCCCCACCAAGAAAACAUGCAUACAUCUACUAAAAAACUGCAAAUCCAUGAACCAAAUGAAGCAAAUCCAGACCCAAAUAUUCGUUCUUGGUCUUGCUCAAAAUGUGGAUGCUAUUAAGAAGAUCAUGGCUUUCGCAGCAGACCCAUCCGUUGGAAACUUAUGUUACGCUCAAAGAAUAUUUGACCGGAUCGAAACUCCAUCUUUGUUCGCUUACAAUGUGAUGAUCAAAGCGUAUACAAAGAGUGGUGGGUUCAGAAAAGCUCUUUGCUUGUUUGAUCAGAUGAGGGUAGAUGGUAUAGGGCUUGAUAAUUAUACUUACCCGUUUGUGUGCAAGUCGGUUGGGUGUUUAAGAGAAGCUUCGAUUGGUGAGAAGAUUCAUGGGUAUGUUGUGAAAUGUGGGGAUGGGUUUGACUGUUAUGUUUGUAAUUCGGUUAUCGAUAUGUAUGGUGAGUUGGGUCGGAUUGGGGAUGCACGGAAGGUGUUUGAUGAAAUGCCUGAACGAGAUAUAGUUUCGUGGAAUGUGUUAAUUUCGGGGUAUGUUAAGUGUAAGAGGUUUGAGGAUGCUGUCGGUGUUUACUUGCGAAUGAGAGAUGAUAAAACGGUGAGGCCCGAUGAGGCCACGGUUGUAAGCACUCUUUCGGCGUGCAUUGCUUUAAAGAAUUUGGAACUCGGUAAGGAGAUACACCGUUACGUUACGCAUGAACUUGGGUUUACUGCUAUAAUCGGUAACGCAUUGUUAGAUAUGUAUUGUAAAUGUGGAUGUUUAGACAUAGCACGCGAGAUUUUUGAUGGAUUGCCGAAGAAAAAUGUAAUUUGUUGGACAACCAUGGUGUCCGGUUACGUUAACUGUGGGCAGUUAGAGGAUGCUAGAUCGUUGUUCGAUAAAAGUCCUGUUAAGGAUAUUAUUCUCUGGACAGCUAUGAUCAACGGAUACGUGCAGUUUAAUCAAGUGGAUGCUGCAAUGACUUUAUUUCAGCAAAUGCAGAUGUAUAAAAUCAAGCCGGAUAAAUUCACAGUGGUCGCUCUAUUAACGGGCUGCGCACAAGUCGGGGCUUUAGAACAAGGGAAAUGGAUUCAUGAAUAUAUGAACGAACAUAAAAUUACGAUCGAUGCUGUAUGCGGUACUGCGCUUAUUGACAUGUACGCAAAAUGCGGGUGCAUAGAGAAGUCUUUGGAUGUGUUUUAUGGUUUAAACGAAAAGGAUACAGCCUCAUGGACAUCAAUCAUAUGUGCACUUUCUUUAAAUGGAAAACCGGGUAAAGCACUUGAAUUAUUUAAUCAAAUGAAAGAAUCUGGAUUCAAGCCUGAUGAUAUUACUUUCAUCGGUGUUCUAAACGCGUGUAGUCACGGGGGUUUAGUGGAAGAAGGAUGGAUGCAUUUCGAAUCGAUGAAAUCAUUGUAUCAGAUCGAACCAAAAAUAGAACAUUACGGGUGUUUGAUCGAUCUGUUAGGUCGUGCGGGGCUAUUGAAAGAAGCGGAAAAAGUUAUUAACAAAAUCCCAAAAGAAAAGGAUGAUAUUUUAGUUCCGGUUUACGGUGCUUUACUCAGUGCUUGUAGAUUAUAUGGUGAUGUUGAUAUGGGUGAGCAUUUAGCUGACCGAUUAAGUGAAAUUGAAAACGGUGAUUCUAGUAUUCAUACACUUUUGGCGAAUAUUUAUGCUGCUGUUGGGAGAUGGGAAGAUGUGAAGAAAGUAAGAAGUAAAAUGAGAAUAACGGGAGUUAAAAAGGAGCCGGGAUGUAGUUCUAUAGAGGUUAAUGGAAAUAUUCAUGAGUUUUUAGUUGGAGAUGCUUCUCAUCCUGAAAUGAAAGAUGUUUAUUUUAGUUUGAACACACUGGCAAAAGUGUCGUAUGCGCAUGAGAUAUAUGAUGUGGACCUUGAUUAUAUGGUUUCAAUAGAUGUCGAAAGAUAAUUUAUGAAUUCAUGCUUGCUUCUGUUGAUCUGUGUUGCAGUCUUGAUCGGGAAAUUCUUGUCUUUGUGGGAAGGGAUGGGGCCCUAUAGAGUUUGGUAUUGAUCGCAUCGCUACGAUGAUGAUGAGCAUCCAAAUGAGAUGGUGAUGUGUAUUAUUAUUAGUGCUCCAUCAGAUAUCAGAUGAUUUUGGAAACUAAUGAAGAUAGGUUGAACAUUUGCGAGUUUUAUGCACUUGCUAGAGUUGCCGCUAUAUAAAUUUGACUUAGGUUGAUAUAAUGCGGUGGCAGUUUUGACCCAUUUACCAUAAUGGUCGAACGGGUCAAUGGGUUGGGCUAAAGGAUCUAGUUUAAGACUUUUGUCGGUCUUAGUCGUCAUUUCAUCGAGUCAUAUCAAUACCUAUCUCUACAAACUCACCGUAAGACACUUAAUCUUGAUUACCUUAGAACUUUUUUUUGAAUGGCACAGUACCUUAGAACUUACUACGAUUCAUAUGACUAACGAGGAAACCCAAAUUACAUGAGACAAUAACACUUUCUAUUGCUUGAGAGAUUUUUUAUAAUAAA
This is a messenger RNA of Helianthus annuus (common sunflower), 2872 nucleotides long. Its product is annotated as pentatricopeptide repeat-containing protein At1g31430. Gene Ontology annotation, biological process: RNA modification. The transcript has 2 exons. Gene Ontology annotation, molecular function: RNA binding; protein binding. The record is from RefSeq and is a predicted model, not a curated record. NCBI's taxonomy places the organism in Eukaryota, Viridiplantae, Streptophyta, Magnoliopsida, Asterales, Asteraceae. The coding region runs from base 301 to 2310 and encodes 669 amino acids.